AUGACGUCCACCUGCACCAACAGCACGCGCGAGAGUAACAGCAGCCACACGUGCAUGCCCCUUUCCAAAAUGCCCAUCAGCCUGGCCCACGGCAUCAUCCGCUCAACCGUGCUGGUUAUCUUCCUCGCCGCCUCUUUCGUCGGCAACAUAGUGCUGGCGCUAGUGUUGCAGCGCAAGCCGCAGCUGCUGCAGGUGACCAACCGUUUUAUCUUUAACCUCCUCGUCACCGACCUGCUGCAGAUUUCGCUCGUGGCCCCCUGGGUGGUGGCCACCUCUGUGCCUCUCUUCUGGCCCCUCAACAGCCACUUCUGCACGGCCCUGGUUAGCCUCACCCACCUGUUCGCCUUCGCCAGCGUCAACACCAUUGUCGUGGUGUCAGUGGAUCGCUACUUGUCCAUCAUCCACCCUCUCUCCUACCCGUCCAAGAUGACCCAGCGCCGUGGUUACCUGCUCCUCUAUGGCACCUGGAUUGUGGCCAUCCUGCAGAGCACUCCUCCACUCUACGGCUGGGGCCAGGCUGCCUUUGAUGAGCGCAAUGCUCUCUGCUCCAUGAUCUGGGGGGCCAGCCCCAGCUACACUAUUCUCAGCGUGGUGUCCUUCAUCGUCAUUCCACUGAUUGUCAUGAUUGCCUGCUACUCCGUGGUGUUCUGUGCAGCCCGGAGGCAGCAUGCUCUGCUGUACAAUGUCAAGAGACACAGCUUGGAAGUGCGAGUCAAGGACUGUGUGGAGAAUGAGGAUGAAGAGGGAGCAGAGAAGAAGGAGGAGUUCCAGGAUGAGAGUGAGUUUCGCCGCCAGCAUGAAGGUGAGGUCAAGGCCAAGGAGGGCAGAAUGGAAGCCAAGGACGGCAGCCUGAAGGCCAAGGAAGGAAGCACGGGGACCAGUGAGGGUAGUGUAGAGGCCAGGGGCAGCGAGGUCAGAGAGAGCAGCGCGGUGGCCAGCGACGGCAGCAUGGAGGGUAAGGAAGGCAGCACCAAAGUUGAGGAGAACAGCAUGAAGGCAGACAAGGGUCGCACAGAGGUCAACCAGUGCAGCAUUGACUUGGGUGAAGAUGACAUGGAGUUUGGUGAAGACGACAUCAAUUUCAGUGAGGAUGACGUCGAGGCAGUGAACAUCCCGGAGAGCCUCCCACCCAGUCGUCGUAACAGCAACAGCAACCCUCCUCUGCCCAGGUGCUACCAGUGCAAAGCUGCUAAAGUGAUCUUCAUCAUCAUUUUCUCCUAUGUGCUAUCCCUGGGGCCCUACUGCUUUUUAGCAGUCCUGGCCGUGUGGGUGGAUGUCGAAACCCAGGUACCCCAGUGGGUGAUCACCAUAAUCAUCUGGCUUUUCUUCCUGCAGUGCUGCAUCCACCCCUAUGUCUAUGGCUACAUGCACAAGACCAUUAAGAAGGAAAUCCAGGAUAUGCUGAAGAAGUUCUUCUGCAAGGAAAAGCCCCCGAAAGAAGAUAGCCACCCAGACCUGCCCAGAACAGAGGGUGGGACUGAAGGCAAGAUUGUUCCUUCCUACGAUUCUGCUACUUUUCCUUGA
Gorilla gorilla gorilla (western lowland gorilla) is the source of this 1524-nucleotide messenger RNA. It is a transcript of the gene GPR101, whose product is annotated as G protein-coupled receptor 101. The record is from RefSeq and is a predicted model, not a curated record. Gene Ontology annotation, molecular function: G protein-coupled receptor activity. The transcript has a single exon. Gene Ontology annotation, biological process: G protein-coupled receptor signaling pathway. Gene Ontology annotation, cellular component: membrane. Bases 1 to 1524 code for a protein of 507 amino acids. NCBI's taxonomy places the organism in Eukaryota, Metazoa, Chordata, Mammalia, Primates, Hominidae.